This is a messenger RNA of Erinaceus europaeus (western European hedgehog), 1841 nucleotides long. It is a transcript of the gene MVK, whose product is annotated as mevalonate kinase. The record is from RefSeq and is a predicted model, not a curated record. Gene Ontology annotation, cellular component: cytoplasm. Gene Ontology annotation, biological process: cholesterol biosynthetic process; isoprenoid biosynthetic process. Gene Ontology annotation, molecular function: mevalonate kinase activity; ATP binding. Lineage: Eukaryota; Metazoa; Chordata; Mammalia; Eulipotyphla; Erinaceidae.
ACAUGGCCGCCUCCUCCGGGACUGCGGUUAAGGGAUGGAGUCCACCGUCCCCCCUCGGCGCAGGGCGCGCGUCGGCCGAGGCUGGUUUGAGAGACGGGCGGCCGCCGAGUCGGAGGACGCGGUCCAAGCCGAAGAGCAGCCGGCACCACCUUCCCUGGCUCGGUGUCCCUAACUGUGAGGCGCCGGCGACAGGGACAUCUGCGUAAACCGAGCUGCAGGAGCCAUGCUGCCCGGAGCCCUGCUGGUGUCUGCUCCAGGGAAGGUGAUUCUUCACGGAGAGCAUGCUGUGGUCCAUGGCAAGGUAGCCCUGGCUGUGGCCUUGAACUUGAGGACAUUUCUCAGGCUCCAGACCAGCAGCAAUGGGAAGGUAUGCCUCAACUUACCAAACAUUGGCCUCCAGCGGGCCUGGGAGGUGGCCAGGCUCCAGCUGCUGGACACGAGUUUUCUGGAGCAAGGGCACUCCGCUGCACCCACGGCUGAGCAGGUGCAGAAGCUGAAGGAGGUGGUGGGCCUCACCGAUGACAGCGGCCACCACGAGCACAUGGCCCUGCUGGCCUUCCUCUACCUGUACCUGUCCAUCUCCCAGAAGCAGAGGCCCCUACCCAGCCUGGAUGUCACUGUGUGGUCCCAGCUGCCCACAGGGGCCGGCCUGGGCUCCAGCGCCGCCUACUCCGUGUGCCUGGCCGCCGGCCUCCUGACAGCCUGUGGGAUCACCCCAAACCCACUGAGGGAUGGGGAGACCGUCGGCAGGUGGGCCUCGGAGCACCUGGAGCUGAUCAACACCUGGGCGCUCCGGGGCGAGCGGGUGAUCCACGGGAACCCCUCGGGAGUGGACAACGCUGUCAGCACCUGGGGAGGUGCGUUGCGGUACCAGCAGGGGACGAUCACAGCCCUGAAGAGGCUGCCGACCCUGCAGAUCCUGCUGACCAACACCAAGGUCCCUCGCAGCACCAAGGCGCUGGUGGCCAGAGUCCAGGGCCGGCUGCUCAAGUUCCCCAAGAUCGUGGCGCCUCUGCUGGCCUCCAUCGAUGCCAUCUCCCUGCAGUGCCAGCAGGUGCUGGAGGACAUGGUGGCUGCCCCAGCGGCUGAGCACUAUCUCAUGCUGGAGGAGCUCAUCGACAUGAACCAGCACCAUCUCAACGCCCUGGGCGUGGGCCAUGCCUCGCUGGACCAGCUGUGCCAGGUGACGCAGGUGCGGGGGCUGCACAGCAAGCUGACCGGUGCGGGAGGCGGCGGCUGCGGCAUCACCCUCCUCAGGCCAGAUCUGGAGCCGCAGGAUGUUGAAGCCGCCAAGCAGGCACUGAGUGGCUGUGGCUUCGACUGCUGGGAGACCAGUGUGGGCGCCCCCGGUGUGUCUGCCACUCGGCCGCCGCCCUGGAUGCCCCCGUCCGCCGGGCCCUCGGCGGCCUCUGAGACCCUGCCUGGACUCCGCUGGGCCGCAGGGACUUCUGGGAGAUCACCAGCAGUGGUGCCGUGGAAGCUGCAGGGGUGGGGGCCCAAGGGGGUUCCACAGACCCACCUGCUUGGGCCUCGGCCUUCAGCUCCCCAGACCCUCCAGUGCAGGGGUGUCCUGGAUUGAGGUGCCUCUCCCUCCACCUUAUCCCGUGGCCUUCUUGACACACACCCCCAAAACCCCCCAACACACACACACACACACACACACACACACACACACACACGGACGCCCUCUGCUGGAGCCGGCACUGCCUGCUCUUUCGGAAAGCCUGGGGGCUGGCCCCUCCCUUAGACCUUGUAGCCCAGGAUGGGGGCUCAGACUGGAUCGGAGUCCUCCAGGGUGCAGCCAAGGGCUUUGGGGGAAUAAAGAGGUGAGAGGAAAAGCU